Messenger RNA from Trichoderma reesei QM6a, 1605 nucleotides. RefSeq lists its product as uncharacterized. The transcript has a single exon. Gene Ontology annotation, molecular function: carbohydrate:proton symporter activity. NCBI's taxonomy places the organism in Eukaryota, Fungi, Ascomycota, Sordariomycetes, Hypocreales, Hypocreaceae. Gene Ontology annotation, biological process: carbohydrate transport; transmembrane transport. Bases 1 to 1605 code for a protein of 534 amino acids. Gene Ontology annotation, cellular component: membrane. The record is from RefSeq and is a predicted model, not a curated record.
AUGGAAAAGGGCGGCGUGUCCACUCUCCACGAGGAGAGUCUCCCCAUCGAGGCCGGGGAGAAGGCCGGGAUCAACCAGAUCGCCGACGACGCGAAGCUCGCUGCCGUGGCCGAACAUGAGCUGACGCCGUUGCAAGCUGUGCGGAAGUACCCAAAGGCCAUCGGCUGGUGUCUCCUGAUCUCAGCAUGUGUCAUCAUGGAGGGCUACGACACCAGCCUGUUGGGCAACUUCUACGCCUAUCCCGAGUUCGCGCAGCGGUACGGAAAGUUCAACGAGAAAUCGGGCAACUACCAGCUGUCGGCGCCGUGGCAGGCUGGCCUGAGCAACGCCUCCGGUGUGGGAUCCUUCUUCGGAACCCUCCUCAACGGCUACCUGGUCCACAAGUUCGGCCACCUGCGCGUUAUCUCGGGCUCCCUCUUCUUCCUCAGCUGCUUCGUCUUCAUCGUCUUCUUCGCCCCGAAUACGACUGUUCUCCUUGUCGGUGAGCUUCUCUGCGGUUUCCCCUGGGGGAUCUUUGCGACUACGGCCCCGGCCUACGCGUCUGAGGUGUUACCCAUGGCGCUGCGAACCUACUUGACCAGUUGGACGAACAUGUGCUUCAUCAUUGGCCAGCUGAUUGCCUCUGGUGUUUUGGCUGGACUGGUCAACAACACUACUCAGUGGUCGUACAGAAUCCCCUUUGCCCUGCAGUGGUUCUGGCCCGUUGUCCUGGGUCCCAUCCUCUACUUUGCCCCUGAGACCCCGUGGCACCUUGUCCGAGUUGGCAAGAUCGAGGAGGCUAAGAAGUCGCUCCGUGCUCUGCGAACGAACCCAACCGACGAGGAGAUUGAAGAGUCGCUCAACCUCAUCAUCUAUACCAAUAACCUCGAGGAACAGCUCUCCGUCGGAACGUCCUACUGGGACUGCUUCAAGGGCUUCGAGCUGCGACGGACCGAAAUCUCGUGCAUGUGCAUGGUUGGCCAGGUUCUGUGCGGAAUCUCCUUUGCCUACAACUCGACCUACUUCUUCCAACAAAUCGGCCUGACCCCUACGCAAACCUACCACCUCAACGUCGGCGGUACCGGCAUGGCCCUCUUCGGGACGCUGAUCUGCUGGUUUUUCAUCAUGCCCAACUUUGGCUACCGGACCACGUACUGGGUCGGAAUGGGAGGCAUGUGCUGCAUCCUGGUGCUCAUCGGUGGCUUGAACGCUCGCACCAGCGACCACUCAUUUGCCAUGGCCCAGGCCGUUCUGACCCUCGUCUGGACCCUCAUCUUCCAGCUCUCUGUCGGUCAGCUGGGCUGGGCUCUUCCCGCCGAAUUGGGGUCAACGCGUUUGCGCCAGAAGACCAUCUGCCUUGCCCGCAACUCAUAUGCCAUCACUGGUGUCGUUUCGGGUGUGCUGCAGCCUUACUUCAUGAACCCUUCUGAAUGGAACCUCAAGGGUUAUACGGGUUUCGUCUGGGGUGGUACCUGUUUCCUGAUGACUGUCUGGGCUUACUUCCGUCUUCCCGAGUCAAAGGGUCGCACUUACGAGGAGCUUGACGUGCUCUUUGCCAGAGGCGUUUCUGCUCGUAAGUUUGCUACUUACAAGAUUGAUGCCUUCAACGACGAAACUUUGGCGUAA